UAGAGCGACAAUGAGAUCCCAGGGGAGCGACACAGAGUCCGGGAGAUAAACUUUUGGGACGGUGUCAUAACUCUACACUCUUUCCCUCUGCAUUAUCAACUUCAAACAGAGACUUCCCGGAGGCUGGAGUACCUUUACUUGGCACCUUUUCCACCGUUUUUCUCCGCAGUCGUUUAUAAUUUUGAUAAACGAUUCAUUUUCCCUCGGUGUCCUCAGGAGGAUCGGCUCUUAUUUCCCACCGCAGCGCAGACUGAAGUCGGGGGAAGCCUUCUUUCUCCCCUUCUCUCAUUCUUUAUUCCAAAUUGGUCGAAAUGAAGACCGACUGUGAGAAACAAGUGAAUGCUUGUUGACAGCAGCUCGUCGGUUAUUCAGAGUCUGGUUAAUUACAGAGUUAUGAGUGAAGUUAGGCGGAGAUCCGUUUGUUUCGGUUCAUUAUUAUAGCGGAGAACAAAUUUCAACAGUUUCUUCGAGGAUCUUUUUUUUUUUCAUCGGUUGUAAAAGAAGAAAAAGAAAUAUUGCACAACUUUUUUAUCCGCAAGUAUGCCUGUUAUUCCUCCGGCGGCCACCUGUAGCCCAGCCUUUGAAGUUCAAGUGGUCGCUGCGGGUUUUCGGUGGAUUUAUCCAGAAAACGCGUCUCUGCUCCGGAGCUGCGGGAAAUGUGAUUGAAUGUGCACCGAGAGACAGCAGAUCAGCCGAGAGCCCCGAGACCGGGACCCGUCUCCGUGGAGACUUUAGUUUGAUGGGAGCCAUCCCUCCUGCAGCCCAGCGCGCACCGUGAAGGUGCAGGAACACUGACCACACUGGAGGACUGUCUCAUCUCCGGAUGCAUGUCUCUAAAUGUGCACAAUGUGAAUAACAACUGGUGCUGAUUGGAGGUUUAAGGACACUCUCGAGUUUGAUUAAUGAUGUAAGAACUCCAGCCCUUAACAGUGUGGAUUGUAUCUGUUUUAGUAGAUUUAGACACAAGUGGGAGCUGCACCUGUAAAAAAAAAAAAAAGAAAAGAGAGAUCUCUAUUUUCUUUGAUCUUGUCCAUCCAUCCACGGCGCUUGCCUGCUUUGAAGUCCAGCAUGUGCGGCCGGAACCCGCCGCCACAGCCGAGGCCAUGAGGGCCGGGCUCUGGCCGUGGCUGCUCAUGGCGGCCCUGCAGCUGGUGCUGGGCCAGCCGGGCCUGGAGGCCGAGCGGCCGGCCCUGCGGGCCGUCAUCAAGGUCAGCCUGCUCAAGCACGAGCCCACGGGGAAGCCCAUCGUCCUGGAGGGGGUGUUCGUCGGGGGGAGUGCCGGCAAGGCGGAGGGGAAGCUGAUGCAGUAUCACCCUCUUUCUCUGUGCAACACAAGUGAGGAUGAGCGCCAGGAGAGUGACUUCAUCACCAUCGUCAAACUGGAGCACAGGGUCCCCCGCUGUCUGCCGCUGCUCGACAAGGCUCGCAUGGCGCUGGAUAAAGGAGCUCAAGCCGUUAUCUUUGAUGUCAGCGAUGACGCCAACGCUGCCGCCGAGAUAUACACACGAACCCAGCUGAAAGAAACAGACUCCCUUCCCCGUCCAGUGGUGCUGGUGGAGGCUUACAACGCCGAGGCCCUGAUGAGUUUGGUCAACAAGAAUGAGGAGGCCAAGGUUGUCAUUGAGAUAAAGAUGGAGCCUAAGUGGCUACACUACGAUGUGAGCAUCCUCCUCACCAUCGUCCUGGUUAUCCUCACCAUCAUCCUCAUCUUUGUGUUCCGCUACAAGUGCAAGUCUAACAGGACCUGGGAUUCUGUACAUCAGCAGACCAUGCGGGCCAUCAGUCGACUGGAGACCAAGACCUACAGCUCCCAGAGCUGCGCGGGCUCACAGCGCCACCAUGGGGGCUGGGGCUCGGCCAGCAGCUCCAACUCCAGCCCCGUCUGUGCUAUCUGCUUGGAGGAGUUCCAGGACGGGCAGCAUCUGAGGAUCAUCUCCUGCGCUCAUGAGUUCCAUAAGGACUGCGUGGACCCCUGGCUGCUGCAGCACCGCACCUGUCCUCUCUGCAUGCACAACAUCAUGGGGACGGAGCGACAGCCUCAGAGGAGCAGACCCCAGCGGACUCCUGAGCAGAGCCAGGGCUUCCUGCAUCCCCAGUCGUACAGUAGCCCACAUAACCACCCCUUCCCCCAGCACGCUAUCCCAUUCUCCAUGAGACCCCACUACCCCCCCGGGCCCUCGGGACCCUACCCCAACCUGGGCCACUACAGCGGUGCUUCCCCCAUGGACACUCAGAACCUACACUACUUCAGCAGUAGGCAGCCGGGUGCAGGCUGCGGGUACCACCACCACCAGGCGUCAGAGGGCCCUGGGAGGCCACACAGGAUGGGAGGUAACUGCAGGACCUCCACCCACCACUACGCCCCCCGCCGGUCCUGCCACAACUACCGCUCCUCCUGUCCCGCCCAGCGCAGCGCGUCCAGCUCCAGACUGCAACACGCCCUCUCGGCUGUGCCGCCGAGCCGAGGCGCGGCGGUCCACGGCCGGCAGGACGAGGGGAGCUGCUCGGGCGGCAGCUACCACACGGAGCGCAGUGGAUACUUGGCGGACGGGCCCGCGAGCGACUCCAGCUCAGGGCCCUGUCACGGCUCCUCCAGUGACUCGGUUCUCAACUGCACCGACGUGUCCCUGCAGGGACUUUACGGCAGUUGGUCCACCUCCCGCAGCUCUUUGAGUAGUGACUAUAAUCCGUUUGGGUAUUUCGGGCAGGGUCCCGGUCCCGGUCGGCCUCCCCACAAGAGCAGUCCGGAGGCCGGCGCCCAGGCCCGGCCCAGGUCUCUGGAUUCUGUGGUGAACAAAGCGAGUGGGCCCGAGGAGCAGCCGCAGACUGUUCUCAGCCACUUCCACUACCAUCGCCACAGACACCACCACUACGAGGACGGGGAGCACGGCCAGGGCCUGAGCAGAGGCUCGGAUGAGGAUCAGGGGGCCGGCGGCGCCGCAGCCGCGCUCUCCACGGACUCGCCCGUUUGCCCCCCAAAACACCCCCCCUGCCACUGUCCCAAGCCGGACCCCACAGACCGUCCCAGUCCCGGGACGGAGUGCCAGGACCGUGACCCCCCCAGCCCCUCGGGACCUCCUGUCCUGGUGUCCCCAGUCUCUGUCCAGCUCCAGUCCCACUGCUGCCACCAGGGACACGGACACCCCCCUGCUCCGCUGGGGCAGGUGGGAGGCUGUCUGCUCGACGGCCCCUCCGUUCGCUUCCACCAGAACCUGCAGGACCUGCAGGACGACCGCAGCAUCCACAUCUACUACCGUCAGGGCCCCGGCUGCUGCUGCCCUCCCCCGGAGCUGCACCCGGCCCUGCUCCCCCUGCCUCUCAUCGUGGAUUCUGGAGGGAUGGACGACUGGCCGUGCUGUAGCGGGGCCCACGUCGUGUGGCAGAAACGGGUGCAGCAGGCCCAUUCGGAGCCUCAGCUUGUGGGACCCGGGACCUCAAUGGACAGACUUCCCUGCAGGCUCCACCAGGGCCCUGCCGGGGACCGGAGCACAGACGUUUGUUUAUACUGCCAGUCUUUUCACAGCAAUCAGGGAUCAGAAGAGGAGUCUGGAGUGUGAGAACUUGUCGCGUCCCAAAUGCUACACAGGAGCCGGAGUCAAAAAGCCUCUCGUCUUCCCAGAAAUUCCAGCAGCGAUGCCUUCGAUCAGACGAUUCCUCCGCUGCCCUCAUACGAUUCCUCUGCUCACACAAGGAAAUUCUCUCUAUUCUAGAACAGCACAAAAGCCAUCAUUGAUAAUUGAAAUCAAUAUAUUCUUAAUGAAUCAAAUACGUUUAAGAUGGAGGAAACGACUGUUUUCGACUGUUUUCCUUCUCCUCAAAUGCGGGAGGAAUGUUUAUGAUAUCCCAAGUUCCCAUGCUCGUCGUUGACAAAGAACCAUCCUUGCUCGGGGUGUUCAGCUCGCAUGAAGGGAGACCCCAUCUUUGUAUCAGAGAGCUUGAUUCAUGGAAAAGGUACUUAACUUUCAUUUGUGCAGUCUUUGCCUUCCAUUGCUGAGUCCAGCCUCAGCUGAGAGAUGCUCUUCUCUCCAGCCUACCUCAGCUCAGAUUUCCUAAUACGCCUCACACAGGGGGUCUUUAAAGGUACUGCUGUAGUCAUUUUGUUAUUACUUCUUUUCACAGCCAUGUAGCUCCCACAAACUCAUUUAAACUAGUCUAAAUGGAGAGAAAGGUUUAUGCUCAGCUCCUCAGACCAGCAGCGGUCGCCGAGGUCGCCGAGGUCGCCGAGUCCUACACAGGCCUUGUUUUUUCAUAAUUUCAAUAAUGGCAGCUGAUUUUGUUUUUCUCUUUUUUUGUAGUUUUGUCAUUCUUUUCAGCUUUCAACGAGACCGUGUUGACUGAAUCAUGUUAUCUUCAUUACAAGCUAUAGUCGUGUUUUUGUCAUUUCUCUUGCCUGUGGUUACUUCACAUGUUGGAGCUCAGUGCUGUUGAACCCCUCGGACAGUGGCCUUAUCGCAAUGAUAAGCAUAUUCUCCCACCUUUUAACUCCCCCGCCACGCCCCGUUGUCUUCCAGUUCAGACGCUCCCCUUGUUCUCUAAAAACCAAGGCUCUAGAAACAUACUCUACUCAGUCUACCAAUCUUCUCAAUCAUCGAAACAAAAGAAAUGACUUAUAAUGUAACUGGAGUAAAGCUGCGCUAGGUCGCCCUGGCCGUCGCGAGCAUCGGCUCAUUCUGCCGCCGCCGCCGCACCGGUUUGAUGAAAGCUCGGUGCUUUCCCAUGAUCCAUCCAUCCAUCCAUUUUCUAUACCCGCUUAAUCCUGUGCAGGGUCACGGGGGCUUUCCCAUGAUUUCACAUAGUAAUGGGUAGAGCCUGGGAAAUGUCUCAGGAACAAUAAAACACUGGAAAAAUAGGGAGAAUUCACCACAGUUACUAUUUGCUAGCAGUAAGCCUAGAUUUCUAGGCUACACAGUUACCGUAAUAACACCGAAAUUGGUGAUGAACCCUUUUUUUUUUAACAAAAAUCUUUUAAAAAAAAGAAAGAAAGAAAAAUACAUUCUAAACUAAACAUAAAACAUGUUUUCACACCCAAAAACUGUUAAUGAAAGUAAUAGUUAAUAGUCUUUGUUGCUAGAUAUUCCCUCUCGUCGGUCCAGUGGACUGACGGACAGACGGAAAGGGUAUUCCAAGAAGAUGACUGAUCAAAGUCAAUAUGCCAGAUAGUCUAGGUUUUCUGCUUAACAGAAAGUAAGCUGAGAUCAGACGAAUAAGAAUUUGGAUUUGUGUUGGACUUUCUUUGAAAGGCUCAGCGAAAAUGUGAAGAUUAGAGACGAUUACUUUUCGUUUGUUUUUACGGGGGUGCAUUGAGACUGCAGCAGACUAAAAAGCUUGUGGACCUGCAGUGGAACCAGUAGCACUUACUAAACCCUCUAAUGUGCCUUAUUCAUUCAAACUCAGUCAGGAAGCUCCCAACACACAGCUCUUACCUGUCGAACCAAAGAGGCAAAAUCUUGAACACAGUGAAGCUUGUUGUAUGUGAUGUGCCUUUUAUUUUUAUUUUUUUUUACAUUUUUUUUCUUCAUCCAGCUGUUCUUUUGAAUCUCAGCGCAUCAACUGGAGGAGAUAUCUUUGUGGACAUUCAUGCAGACGGUCCGCUGCAGUCCGCCUCUGCCAUACCUCACUUUAAAUGUGUCAACGCAGCGUUCCUUUAGCUAAAGUGUCAGGGUUGCCUUCUUAUCCCCACACAGUCCCAGAGACUCAGAUGGAAAUGACUGAAUAUAAGCAGCACUUUGGCAUCGAAAAUAUUUUAUAUAAAAGAAAGAUAAAACUAAUAGUAUUAAAGUAAACAAGCCCAACGCCAACAGCACGGGGAAAAGUAGCAUUUAGAAAAUGCCGGAAAAAUCUGGUGUGAUUUCAUCCUGUUCAAGAUCUUUCUCUUUGUGUUGUUCGUUUUUGUUUUUGUUUUGCAAGAAUUGUGAGCUAAAACUGCCUUUUCUAAUAGAGUAAAGUAAAAAAAAAAAAAAAAAGAAAAAAUGUCCCUCCAGAACCUAAAGGGAUAUGUCAGUAUAUUUUGGAUACUUUUGUGUACAAAAAGAGAACAACAAAAAGAAAUGAAAUAGUGUUGUAUUUUAUAUAUAAUAGAACAUUUCAAUAUAGUGACAUGUCACUAAUAUAUUUAUUUACUAAUAUAUUUAUCCAUUUUGUCAGGUUUGAAAGAAUGGUUUCUGUAUAGACUGAAAUGUUUCUGUAUGGAAACGGACCGGUGCCAUUGCAAUGUAUCAACCUGUCUUCAUUCCAAUUAUAUGCAAAUAAAUUA
Cololabis saira (Pacific saury) is the source of this 6253-nucleotide messenger RNA. RefSeq names its product E3 ubiquitin-protein ligase RNF43. The transcript has 9 exons. Gene Ontology annotation, molecular function: frizzled binding; ubiquitin protein ligase activity. The coding region runs from base 1104 to 3557 and encodes 817 amino acids. The record is from RefSeq and is a predicted model, not a curated record. NCBI's taxonomy places the organism in Eukaryota, Metazoa, Chordata, Actinopteri, Beloniformes, Belonidae. Gene Ontology annotation, biological process: ubiquitin-dependent protein catabolic process; Wnt receptor catabolic process.